UCAGUUGCUCUACGGGAAAUACGGCAGCAGCAGCGCCGAACGGAGCCCAUUAUCCCGCGGGCUCCAUUCGGCCGUCUUGUCCGCGAACUUGACAACAAUGUGAGCUUGACGGACCCGCACAUGUGGCAGCCGGGGGCCCUCGAGGCCCUUCAGGUGGGAGCGGAAGAUAUGCUCAUCUCGCUGUUAACGGACGCCUGGCUGCCCAUGUUCCAUGCGGCACGGCAGACGCUGAGGGUAACCGACAUGCGUCUUGUACGCCAACUUCAG
Molecule: messenger RNA, 267 nt
Organism: Fimicolochytrium jonesii
Lineage: Eukaryota; Fungi; Chytridiomycota; Chytridiomycetes; Spizellomycetales; Powellomycetaceae
Product: beta centromeric histone H3
Exons: 1
Cellular component (GO): nucleosome
Molecular function (GO): protein heterodimerization activity; structural constituent of chromatin; DNA binding
Source: RefSeq, a predicted model, not a curated record